AUGUUUCGUAACAAAUAUCAGCAAGGACUUUUGUCCAUUUUGUACAGCUGCGGUGCGUCCCCUUUGGAGAUAUGGGAUAUGCACGUGAAAAACGGUUUUAUCCGAAGGGUAACGGACGAAGAAGUGAAAUCGUUGGCUCUGGAAAUAGCAGGGACGAAUGUCACAACAACCUACAUAUUCUGUCCAAAGGACCCGAAAAAAUCUCUCGGUAUAAAACUUCCCUUCCUCAUCAUGAUCAUCAAGAACAUGAAGAAGUACUUCACAUUCGAGAUAACAAUACUGGACGACAGAAACAUGCACAGAAGGUUUCGAAUGAGCAAUUUUCAAAGCACCACCCGAGUUCGACCCUUUUGCACGUCAAUGCCAAUCGGUUUGUCGGGUAGUUGGAACCAGGUUCUGUUUAACCUGUCAGACUUCACGCGAAGAGCGUAUGGCAGUAGCUACAUGGAAACCACCCGCAUACAAAUACACGCGAACUGCAGGAUCCGACGUAUUUACUUUGCAGACAGACUUUAUUCAGAAGACGAACUGCCGGAUGACUUCAAGCUUUUCCUCCCUGUUCACCGAAGGAAGUGUGUCCGAGAGUCGAAGGUGGAGAAGCCGAAAGACAAGGACAUAGAAAAAGUGGAGGUUGAGAAACCACCUCCUUUCGAAACAGGCGAGGGUCCCGAGGAUGACAUAGAAGAAGGUGAAAAAGAAGAGUCGGUGGAGUCCGAAGGUGUUGCGGCAGAACCAGAACCAAAGACGGAUGAACUGAAAGAGGAAGAUGAGGAGGAAGACGCUGAAGCUUUGGAUGCGGGUGAUUUCGAGGGUGAAGAUGAAGAACGCGCAGAUGAUGAGAUUGAAGUGCACGCAACUACAGGUUUAACGUCUCCAGAGUAUGCGUCGGAAGAGGAAGAUGAAGAAGAAUAUGAAACUCAGCAGCAAAUAAUGUGACUUAGUGUAGAAUAAUAUUUAAAUAAAUUUUGUUGUAAAAUGUUCAGUCAACUCGAACUGAAGUUUAUUUAAGAUUCAUUAUUGUACUGAACAUGGCAAAUAUCUAAAUAAAGAAUAUUGUAACAGAAAAUUGCUUUCCUAGAACAACGAGGCACCGAUAAUUUGCGAAUUA
Molecule: messenger RNA, 1108 nt
Organism: Megachile rotundata (alfalfa leafcutting bee)
Lineage: Eukaryota; Metazoa; Arthropoda; Insecta; Hymenoptera; Megachilidae
Product: cilia- and flagella-associated protein 20
Source: RefSeq, a predicted model, not a curated record